Molecule: messenger RNA, 1566 nt
Organism: Triplophysa rosa
Lineage: Eukaryota; Metazoa; Chordata; Actinopteri; Cypriniformes; Nemacheilidae
Exons: 8
Coding region: 636-1415 (259 amino acids)
Source: RefSeq, a predicted model, not a curated record
GGCGGAUGCAGAAUUUACCGGAGUUGAGAGUGCAGCUUGGUGGCCUUGGCACUGAAGUCUUCCCACACAGGAUAUGAGCACUGCAAAAAGAACAAAGACACAAGAAAAUGUACGCAUACCCUGUUUUUCGCCGCCAAUUGGCAACAUGAACCCUACUCCUCAUGGCACCAUCGGCAGAGGCGAAGCGCCUUGAAAAUGUGGAGUCUGAAAGGGCCAAACCGAAGGAGCAGGUGCUGUCUGCACCUCCACCCACAACCUCCAGUGCGUCAGCACCUCCACCUCUGCACCUCCAUCUACAGCCAUCCAAACUGGUGUACAGCAGACCGCCACUGUAAAAGCGCUGUUGGCGCGUGGCAAACAUUUGUCUCCACUGACAGCUGGCCAGAAAACUCCUGUAACCAGUUAAACCCUAUGAAUCCAUUACUGAAGGCCACUUUACUUCCUCCAGCAGCAGAACUCCCAGCCAAACAUUUGACCCGAAGGCAGCUUUUCGUAACUGGCACUUCCGUUCCCACUGCUGAAGAUGAUGCGGAGCUGGUGUUUGCUGCAUCACAAUGUGAAGCACAGCUAAAUACAGAAUUACGUCACAUCAUGCCUCAAGCGGGAUGCAUUCCUUGAGUGCACUUCUUUAAAACAUGUCCAAAAGUAGGCCUGUGCCGGUCCGUCUCCAUCAGCGGAAACAGCAAGAACACCAGAUCUUCCACGUCAUCAGCCAUCAGCUGAGCUUCCAGGCCACUGGAAAGAUCAUCUUCCACCUUUCCAGCAUGAGUGGAUCCGGAACACACUAUUUAGUUCACACUCAGCCGCCCGCCUCACCCGACCUCUUCUUAUGUCGGCCCCUUUUCUUAUGGAUGCCGCUGAAGAUGUGGUUAAUUCCUCAUGUCUGUAUUCGCCCAGACUGUGGUAAGCACAGACUGACAGCGGCAGGACUUUACCGUACCGUGCGCAUGGUCUUAGACAUCGACAGGUGGUAUGACAUUGCCACUGAGUGUCUGGAGUGCAAAGGCUGCAAAAAGAAGUAUCCCGCCUGGUCUGAGGACAUCUUAGGACAGCUGGAUAUGGGCCACCGCAGUCAGUUUCCAGCUUUGCUGACAUACAUGACAUACAGAUACUCAUGUGACAACCGCGUGCUGAGGAUGAUGAGGGAGAGGACACUGGGCAGCAGUGCGACUCAGCUUUACAAGAAGCUGAUGGAACAACACAGUGAGGCAUGGACACAGCGUGUCCUGCAGUACCUGACUGCCUGCGAACCAUUCACAAGGUCCUCCCUCGUGCAGCCUCCUGUGUUUGCUGAGCCUCCUCUCUUACCUGCCCUACCUAAACCUAAGUGGCUGUUAGCCGUGUACGCCAGCGAUGUUAUUGAGGAACCAGUGCCAGUGAUGCGCAUUUUCAGGCCUAUCUCCUUGAGGGCUUGAUGCGUUGGAAUGAUGACCGAAUGGAAGACGCCAUUAAAGGAGCAUCCUCCAGCCGGUCAUUUUGCAGUGCCAUGAAAGAGGCUGUGGACCGGCUUAGCCGAACAGUCUUUGGGAAGCCCUGGGAUGAGCGCUAUCGCCCUCCUGGAGCAUA